AUGAGUUUGAUCUCGUUGCCGGCAGAGCUCCAGCUCAGGAUAUGCCGCUACCUGUCAUGCUCUGACUUGGCACACAUGGUGCUUUGCAGCAAGAGCUUCCAGUUUGCGAGUCGAGCACUCUACGAGAAUGUGUCAAUCCGGCUUCACGAGCCAUUGACCACCAACGUCAACCAGAUACUCCAACUUGCCAAUCUAUUGCGUGAAACAGAUUCACUUGCUUCUCUCGUCAAAACAGUCCAGCUGAGACACCCGCACGGCUCCAAGUAUACCUCGGUCCAGAUUUCAUUUCCUUACUUCGUGGAAAGAGGAAUUUACUGCCGCUGUCCACUCACCGCAUCCAGGAAGCAUAGGCCAUCCUGUGAUUCACGUCUUCGACAGCAUGAGAAGCUCAAAUAUGUCCUGCAACAGCUCUUGGAUGCCUGCCCGAAUAUCGGAAAGCUCAAAUUCACUGGUUUAAUCCCAUCAAAUUGGGCGCACUCGGUUGGAUACUCCAAGAUGCAGAAUCUCGGCGAGAUUGCCAUCACGGACGCCGAAGAACUGAGCCAAGUGAUGCUGGAGCAGAUCGCAGCUCUGCCCCGUUUCCACAGCUUUAGCUUGAGCUUCGACGGCUUCCGCCCUACCGCGACGUCAUGGACACCGCCGGUGCUUAAGAUGCUUACCAGGAUGAAGGUCGUCACCACGGUGAAACUCCUCAACCAACUGCAAACACUACUGCUCGUCGCCCCCAACCUCACCAGCCUGAACCUCGAGCUCGAUCUGGGCAAGAUAGACGACAUGAUGUUUGACGCCGUGCCUGACUUCACCAAGGGUCGGCCUCUUUCGGUCCUGAGCAGGGUUCUUCGCGGUCAGCUGGGAUCUAAAGAGAGUCCAUUCCCCGCACCCGCCGGCUCCGCACCUCCACUCUUCAACCUUGAACACCUGCGUCUCGUGGUUUCCUUUUCGCCUGAUGACAUGUGUUCUGACGUCGCAGUGCUGCAAUGGUACGGCGUUGGACCCAUCGCGCUGGAGGACAGGUGCGAUCGGCUGCGGGAAGUCCUAUUCAAACACAAUGUCUACAGCAUCUACGAAUGCUCGCUACGCGGCAGCAUUGGCCCGCUCUCGGACCUCGUCAAACUCCAAACGCUCGAAAUAUCCCCGGCGGUCCUAUUCGGUAGGGAAGGAGGGAGGACUUUGAGCAGUCUUCCGACGUCUUUGCGAGAGCUCCGCGUGCGAGAUGACCCCAUCACAUGGAAGACCUUCGAAGGAUUCGAUUCGAUUUCCGGUCAUUGGUGGAAGCCAUAUUAUCGGGCUCCCUGGACUCCUUCCGAACUCGAUGCUGGACUGAAGAAGUAUGCUGAGGAUAAGGAUCAGCAUCUGCCACAUCUGGAAAAGAUAAUCGCGCUCUCACGCCUAGUUGGGGAUCCGCAAGUUGAACUUUCCAACAAGCCAGAUGCGGAUGUCGUGCGGAUGCUCGCGGAUCUGGGGACAAGGUAUGAAAUCCACCAGAUGAUGUAA
Lasiodiplodia theobromae is the source of this 1494-nucleotide messenger RNA. Its product is annotated as Short-chain dehydrogenase/reductase SDR. The transcript has a single exon. The record is from RefSeq and is a predicted model, not a curated record. The coding region runs from base 1 to 1494 and encodes 497 amino acids. Gene Ontology annotation, molecular function: protein binding. Lineage: Eukaryota; Fungi; Ascomycota; Dothideomycetes; Botryosphaeriales; Botryosphaeriaceae.